This is a messenger RNA of Purpureocillium lilacinum, 648 nucleotides long. RefSeq lists its product as uncharacterized. Gene Ontology annotation, molecular function: nucleic acid binding. The record is from RefSeq and is a predicted model, not a curated record. Lineage: Eukaryota; Fungi; Ascomycota; Sordariomycetes; Hypocreales; Ophiocordycipitaceae.
AUGUCAACCACCACAGGCGGAAGGAACUCAAAGAAGCGCAAAGAAGCAACAGACGCAACAGACGACGCGUCAAAGGCGCCCAAGAAGCGGCGCUCGCAGGAGCCCGAACCGACCAAGUCUCCCCUUAUCGGGCCGCACGAAUCCAUCAUCGCCGACCUGCAGCCCAAAUACGAUGUCCUCGUCGCAUCCGUGAUCUCCUCGACGCAGAUCCGCAAGCGCGUCAGCCAGGCCACGGCGCAUGUCGGCGCGCCGGCGGCGGCGGAGAAGAAGAAGCCGCGCGUCGUCCUGUUCCACGCGCGGCCUGCGGAGGUGUGCAAGCUGGUCACCAUCGUCGAGCACUGCAAGCGGGUUCUCGCCGACGAGGGGAAGGCUUGGUUCCAGUACAACGAGCUGUUCGAAUUGCCGCCCGACGCAAAGAAGGCGAAGAAAACGGCGGACGUGGUGGAGGAGACGGUUCUGCGGGGGGAUGGCGCCGAGGAGGAUUCGGACGACGGCGAAUUCGAAACCAUGAACAGUACUCGGUUCGAGAAAGCUACCAUGCCGCCCCCGCCCCGAACCAUCAGAUCGUUGAGGGUAUUCUUCGCGUCAGAGUCAAUACCGGAGCUGAAGAGCAAGAGUAGCGUGACGGUGCAGUCGGCCGAGUCUUGA